UGAACAUAGCCGAGUUGCGCAAAUUAAGUACGUUCUUUCGUGGAUCGAAAUAAUAAUAACUAUAGUAUACUAACAAAUAUAGAAUAUAUUUUAUCUAUAUUCGUGGAGUAUACCUCGCUCUUGAUAUUGCGACGUUUAAUAGAGGAUUAAAAUUUAUUAAUUCAGAAUGGUUUGUGAAAAAUGUGAGAAAAAACUGGGAAAGGUAAUCACCCCAGAUCCAUGGAAAAGCGGUGCUAGGAAUACCGUGGAAAGCGGAGGACGUAAAGUUGGUGAAAAUAAGGCUCUUUCUGCAGGAAAAGCAAGAUUUAAUCCAUAUACUGCUAAGUUUGAGACUUGCAGAAUAUGUAGACAAAAAGUACAUCAAGUGGGAUCACAUUAUUGUCAAUCGUGUGCGUAUAAGAAAGCUAUCUGUGCAAUGUGUGGUAAAAAAUUAAUGAGUACAAAGAAUUAUAAACAGUCUGCUACUUAGAGAAUGAACAUUUAUUUCUGAAUACAUCUUAUAAUAUUUAUAAGACCUCAAUUAGUUAAUAUUAAGGACAAAUGCAUAAAGGAAUUUACCUUAUGUAAUUAAAAAGAAAACUAGUUUUUUUUUUAUUUAGUGAAAUAAAAGCUGUAAAUAUGUAAAAUGAUGAACAGUUUGUAUUAACAAGUUGAUUCCCAUGGUGAUCAUUGAUAAUCAAUGCUGCAAAUUUUAUAUCAUCAAAAAAUAAUUAGUAAAAAAGAAGAGAAGGCAAACUUUGAGUAACGUUAGUAUUCUACUAAUAAUGCAAGGUUCCAGUGUAAAAGCUUACAUUUUAUGAAAAUUAACCAAUCGUAUGUAUAUGUAUGGGUUUUUUACUGUGGCAGUCAACGUGUUAAAUAAUAUUUGAACUACUUGAAUAUAAUAACAAAGAUAAAAGUAUAAAGCUCAACUACAUUAUUAAAGGAUUAAAAUGCUUUAAAUUAAGAGUAUUAAUAAAAUAUAUUUACAACAUUUUACAUACAUACAUUAGGAAACAAAAUUUCAAAUACUUUCUCAUUUUAUAAAAAAAAAUGAAUUUAAGUACAAAAACCGAUCGUAAUACAUAUGUAUUGUAUUAAUUAUUAUAUUCAUUUCGAUUAGUAUAAAUGUACGUAUUUUUUUAUUAAAUUUUUAGUGUUAAUUAUUUAAAUUUUAUAAUGAUAUUUUAUAUUUAAUUACUUCCAUAAAAUCGUACACUCCAUUAUACAAUAAAAAUCAACAAUACAGAGCAGUAUGAAGUGGAUAGAAAUAAUAAUGUACAAAGAAAUAAAUUGAAAAGUUUAAUACAACAUUA
This is a messenger RNA of Osmia bicornis bicornis, 1295 nucleotides long. Its product is annotated as cysteine-rich PDZ-binding protein. Gene Ontology annotation, molecular function: PDZ domain binding; microtubule binding. Gene Ontology annotation, biological process: cytoplasmic microtubule organization. NCBI's taxonomy places the organism in Eukaryota, Metazoa, Arthropoda, Insecta, Hymenoptera, Megachilidae. Bases 167 to 469 code for a protein of 100 amino acids. Gene Ontology annotation, cellular component: dendrite. The transcript is spliced from 2 exons. The record is from RefSeq and is a predicted model, not a curated record.